GCACAUGACAGGUAGUGAAUCCUCUCAGAAUCCCAUUUGAAUUAUAGCAGACACAGAGGUGACCCACUGAUUUACUUGACCACAUCUGAAAAUACAAAACCUGACCGAGACCACCACCCGGAAAGACAAGAACAAUAUCCAAGGUGCAUUGUGGGAGACAGAUGAUUGACACGGCCGCCAUCUUGCUCCCGCUCCUCUUCCAUUGUGAGAGAGAUCGUAAACAUCUGACAGUGACGAGCACAACACACUUUGUGUCCCGCGAAGAAAAGACGUUCAGUUCACGCUCGGUGAUACUUCGUCAGAAUGGCUCGUACCAAGCAGACUGCUCGUAAGUCCACCGGAGGAAAAGCUCCUCGGAAGCAGCUGGCCACCAAGGCUGCCCGCAAGAGCGCGCCCUCCACCGGCGGGGUGAAGAAGCCCCAUCGCUACAGGCCCGGUACCGUGGCUCUGAGAGAGAUCCGUCGGUACCAGAAGUCCACUGAGCUGCUGAUCCGCAAGCUGCCGUUCCAACGCCUGGUGAGGGAGAUCGCUCAGGACUUCAAGACCGACCUGCGCUUCCAGAGCGCUGCCAUUGGAGCCCUGCAGGAGGCCAGCGAGGCGUACCUGGUGGGCCUGUUCGAGGACACCAACCUGUGUGCCAUCCACGCCAAGCGUGUCACCAUCAUGCCCAAAGACAUCCAGCUGGCACGCCGCAUACGUGGAGAGCGCGCUUAGGUUCCCUCCUUCAUGUUUCUCCGAUGUCUUGUUUUUCUUUCCCUGCCCUUCUUCCUUCCCUCUGCCCCACCCCCUCUCUCCCCGUCUCCCCUGUUUCUCAAUAGUAUUUAGAGUGAUCUGAUUACGAAGAGAUAGAAAAAUACGUCAAUGUCCAGUCUCAUUUUUAGGGGACCUUUUUCGUGUAUGUAAAAAAGGUUGAGCAGAUCAGACCACAUGUGCACACAUACUCCAACAGGCAUCACCCAGUUCGGUUUGUUGAGCUCAGUUGGAUGUUUUUAGGGUAGGGGGCCGGCCGGUGCAGAGGGACGUGGCCGAGGGGCUAGUCUGCUUCAGGGGAGCUGCAACUUCCACAGCAGGGUGCUAUUCAAACUAGUCUCGAGGCCUCUGUCCAUCUGAACUCCCCCUCCCACUCAGUCCGUCCCUCCCCAACUCCCCCCACCACCUCCCUCACCUCUGACUCGUGGAGUGUGGAUGUGUUAGCUCUGAUCGUCUAAACCACUUGUACUCAACAAACAAGAAUCUCUUGGUUGCUUAAGAAUAUGGAUUAUCGUUGUGGAUAUGGUGUCUAUUUUUUUAAGCAUAAAAAUCAUACAUAAGCAUCUUUUCCUUUACCACUCCCUCAAUAAGUGAAAUAGCAGCGGAUAUUGUCGACAUGGUUGUCAGUUGUUUUUUUACAGUGAUCUGAUUUGUUGUAGAAAAUCAGGAAGGGCUUCUUUGUUUUUCACCGGCAGCCAGAAGGGGGCGCUGGUUUACCAUCUAUUCAGUUGUUCGUCAUGUGUCUCGUCCUCACCACUUUACACUUGUCCACACUACACAGACAUGCAUGUUUAGGGUCUGCGCUCUAUAAAUCUGACCAUAUUAUCUGUCCCUUUCUCAAAAUUUGUGAUACACAAUAUAACCUCAUUUUUGUUUUCUUUUAUAUUUUUCUUAUUCCUUGAGAUUUUCAGACGAAUGAAUAAGCCGAUCUUUGUAUUUUCCAAAUUUCUCAUAUUAUGGUGGUAAUAAAUAGGUGUUAAAACAAA
This is a messenger RNA of Scophthalmus maximus (turbot), 1736 nucleotides long. RefSeq names its product H3 histone, family 3C (gene h3f3c). Gene Ontology annotation, cellular component: nucleosome. The coding region runs from base 304 to 714 and encodes 136 amino acids. The record is from RefSeq and is a predicted model, not a curated record. The transcript is spliced from 5 exons. Gene Ontology annotation, molecular function: structural constituent of chromatin; DNA binding; protein heterodimerization activity. Lineage: Eukaryota; Metazoa; Chordata; Actinopteri; Pleuronectiformes; Scophthalmidae.